This is a messenger RNA of Caenorhabditis remanei, 1443 nucleotides long. RefSeq lists its product as uncharacterized. NCBI's taxonomy places the organism in Eukaryota, Metazoa, Nematoda, Chromadorea, Rhabditida, Rhabditidae. The transcript is spliced from 3 exons. Bases 1 to 1443 code for a protein of 480 amino acids. The record is from RefSeq and is a predicted model, not a curated record.
AUGGACCAAAUCAACCGCGAGUACCUGGGAAACUCCGCCCACAAUGAGGCAGCGUCGGGAAGAUUCCCGUCAGACGUUAUUCAUUGUCCUCUCUCCCUCCUCGUCAGUUGGUCACACUACCCAUCCCCAUUUACUAACAGUAUUGGUCAUCUGAGUCUUCUAUCAUUCAUUUCUACGGGGAUGUCGUCGAAAAGACCUUUGGCCUAUCCCAACUGGCAAUGCGUCAUUAAGUACAUGAAUUCCAAUACGAGAAUCCUGCUCUCUCAACAUUGUCCAGAACUUCAGCGACUCGAAAAAUCGAUACCUCUGAAAGUUCGUUCAUUCGAUUUCUGCUGCCAAGGCCGUAUCUUUCUUCACGAUAGUAUUUACCAAGUUGGCAUUAUCCGUCAGUACCACGAUAAAAAUUAUGAAAUCCCUGGAGACAUUCAGUGGUAUAACAAUAAUGGUGGAAUGAGAAAUGAUGUCGAUAAAUACGGAUUCCCGUCUGGUUACCUCCGAAUGGAUGAUGGUUAUCUCCAAAAGCGGAAGAAGAAGUUCCAGAAGAGAAUUAAAAAACUGAAGAAGAAAUUGCCAGGAUCUGCUGAACGUUUGAACUUUGCCGUGAAAAAUCUGAAGCUUCAAAACGAUAUUAUUUUUCGCCGCGAUCUUCAAUCGAACCAUCUCGAUCCACCGUUUACCCACUAUCUCCAACUCUCUAUUACUCCAAAUAGUCUGUUUGCAAAGUAUGUAAAAGACUAUAUCCCUUCUCUAACAAAUGGUACAACACGAACGGAACGACUAAUCUACAAACAGCCGUUUAAGAAUGCUCAAAAGUAUCUCAUUGACAAGUUAUUCGGAGGAAGAUCGCAGAUAUUUAUUGGUCAUAUGGGAGGUUCACUUGAUGAUCAACAUUUUCCGAUGGGUUCUUUGCUGCGUGUUCAACAUUUAAACAUUCAAUCUUGGUCGUUUGUUCGUUAUCAAGCUAAGCUAGAAAGUGUACUGGACUACAAAAACUUCCCAUUGGAAACACUCUCUUUGAGUGGAGAGGAACUGGAUCAUCCAAUAGUUGAAACUGCUCAGCAGCUUCUAUUCACUGGACUACCUUCCGGCUUUCCUUUAAUCCGUCAUCGGAAUGUCCAGUUUACUUGUUAUUUUGACAACACAGCGUCAGUUCUGCGAUUAGUUCAACAUAUGCUGAGUACAAAAAAAAACGUCGGAGUUUGCUAUGUAUUCAAUUAUUGGUGCAGUGUAAGGUUAACGGAAUUAGUUGAGAAAGUCAAGGAAGCUCAUGAAGAACGAGUGAAACUAUUUGUGAAUACAAGAAACGAUGCAUUCUCAAAUUGUGUCGUUCUCCAAAUGACAGAAACAGCUGAUCUAUUUGUCUACUGGACAAGCGCAAAAAUGAAUUAUCUCAAAAUAGAAGUGUUGCUAUCCGGAAGUCCAGUACCAAUCGAGCAUAACUAA